Eurytemora carolleeae is the source of this 2575-nucleotide messenger RNA. Its product is annotated as von Willebrand factor A domain-containing protein 5A. The coding region runs from base 122 to 2500 and encodes 792 amino acids. The transcript has 2 exons. Lineage: Eukaryota; Metazoa; Arthropoda; Copepoda; Calanoida; Temoridae. The record is from RefSeq and is a predicted model, not a curated record.
GAGUGUUAGGUACUAGGCAGGCUGUUGAUAGCAACAGAAAACAGUCAUACAUAUCCUUUACAACUAGAAACACACUACACAGUGCAGGAAUCUGCUUAUCUUCUGAAGCAAAGCAAGUAAUAUGGAGAAAUAUUGUGGAUUGAGAACUUGUAUAGAAGGAGGGGGCUUUAUACCUGUACCUCUAGUAGGCGUUGAGAUCACCAGCAGGCUAGUCAACUUUACUGCUGAGGUCACUGUUCUGCAGAAGUACACCAAUAAGGAGGAGAAUCCUAUAGAGUGUGAGUACUUCUUCCCCAUAGAGGAGGAGUCCACCGUGGUCGGGUUCAGGGCGGAGAUAGAUGACAGGGUUCUAGUCUCACAGGUUAAAACAAGUGUUUCUGCCAAGAAUGAUUAUGAUGAAGCUGUAUCUGAGGGUAGAACUGCUUUCCUCAUGGAGUCUACACGACCUGACAUUCUUCAGAUCUCUGUCGGUCAUCUAGCUCCAGGUUCUACCUGCUCUGUCUCUAUCACCUAUAUCUCUGAGGUGCCCCUAGAGAUAGGAAGAGCAAGGUUAACUAUCCCAACUACGAUAUCUCCAAAAUAUAUUCCCUUCACUGACGGUUCCAAGGAAGCUAAGCGUAUAGCAUCAAUACAAUAUGAUUUUAAGAGCCCGGCUAAACUCAGCUUUAAACUAAAAACAACCAUGAAGAGUAGGAUAGAGAAGGUAACCAGUCCUAGUCAUGAUAUUAACACUACUGGAGGUAAAGAGGUGGUUAUUGAAGGAUUCUAUACAGCUGAAACUACUCUUGAAUCUUCAACUGUAGAUCUAGACCGGGAUAUUGUUAUUCUAGUAGAGUGUGAGGAUCCAAACAAAUCUAUCAUUUUUGUUGAGGAGACAGAUGAAUCCAAGGUAAUGAUGAUUUCCCUUGUUCCUAAGCUGGAGGCAAUCACCCAGCCUGAUCUAGAUAUUGUGUUCCUUAUUGACUGCUCAGGGUCCAUGAUGGGGAGCAGUAUACAGCUAGCCAAGGAGGCAAUUAACAUCCUUCUCCACUCUCUACCAGCCUCUGUACACUUUAAUAUCAUCAGGUUUGGAAGCAGUUAUAAGAUGCUUUUUCCAGAGAGCAGAAAGUAUUCUGACCAAACACUACGAGAAGCUAAGUCAGCUAUGUCUAAGCUUGAAGCAGAUUUAGGUGGAACUGAGAUUUUAUCUCCACUCCGUGUUCUACUGGAGGAGAAGACAAAGGUUCCCAGAAGAAUAUUUAUUCUGACGGAUGGAUCUGUUUCCAACAGCUCCGAGUGUAUCAAGGUUACAAGGAAGAACAACAAGAAGAACCGUGUGUUUACUCUCGGUAUAGGUUCAGGUGCUGACCGACAUCUAGUGAAGGGUUUGGCUAGAUCUGGUCUAGGAACCUCAGUUUUUACAGUAGAAGGUGAGAUUAUGGCUCCUAAGAUCAUUAAACAGUUGAAGAACUGUCUUCAACCUAGUUUUGAGAAUGCAGAAAUUAACUGGGGUGAUGAGGUUGGUCCAGGGAACUCAUGCCAGGCUCCGUCCACCAUUCCUCCUAUCUACGAUGGUUCUCGGAUACAAGUAUUUCGUCUCUUUGAGAAGAGUAUUUCUGUUCCUGACUUGGUUAAAGUAUCAGCUGAGAUCCUUGCCUCCAGAUCCAAAGAUGCAUCAUUCUCAGAGGAGAUCAAGGUUGAGACAACCCUUAUGAAGGACUCCCUGCUGCACAAGAUGUUUGGAAGGAAGAUGAUCCAGGAGCUGGAGGAGAACUAUGAAGAGAAGGAGGAGGGGGAGAUAAAAAACCUAGUCACCGAUCUUUCCCUGAAAUAUCAGAUUAUGUCCAAGUUUACUUCUUUUAUAGCUGUGGAUACCAAGGAAAACAAGGGGGAGAAGAAGAUGGUUAAACGACAUGUUGCAAACCAGGUUCCUCAAGGUUUCGGGAUAAUGAUGAUGUGCAGCGUACCUGCUCCAAUGAUGCGCUGUGCAUCUUCUCGAAUGCCGACUUCUAGCAAUCAGUCAAGAUCAAGAUCAAUCCGAAGCUUCCUUCCCAAUAUGAAGCAGAAAAAGAAAUCAAAGAAAAUUGAGUCUUAUUCUUCAGAGAUGGACUACUGUGAUGCUGACAUGGAUACAGCAGAGUGUAUGAAUAUGGAAGUAUUGGCUGAUGAAGAAUCAGAGGAGAGUAUUGUUGGAGCAGAGGUCUUAGAAGUAGAUCCAGAGAAGUUGAAAAUGCAAAACCUUCUUUGCUUGAUUGCUCUGCAGACUGCAGAAGGAUCGUUUUCUAAAGAUAAACAUAUUUUCUCUGUGUGUGAACUUGAUGAGGAGAAGGUGGAGAUGGUUCGAGGGAGUCUGGAUGAGAAAGUGUUCUAUACAAGCCUAGUCCUCCUCCUCUUGGAGUUGAGGUUUCUGGAGCUCAAGGACUGCUGGGAGAUGGUGGCGGAGAAAGGAAAACUCUGGAGACAGAAUAAAUCCGUCCCGGAUACUUUAAACCAAGAUCUUCUGCAGAUUUUAAAGAAUUAAUCUUAAUCUUAAUCUGACAGCACAAACUAACUUAAAAAAUGCUUUUAUUAUCAUCACAUUAUAAACUGCAACUUU